CCCGCCCCGAAUCCGGAGACAUAAAUGCUGACUGAGCCACCACGGAGAAGUUGCUAGCUGCCAAGUUUGCUGUGCCUACUGCGGUGAGCCAAGGAAGCCGGGACACUCUCUGUCGCUGAGACUUUGCUCACCGCUUUCCAGCCUCCUGCUGACUUCUUCCCCGCUGGGCCUAUAGUUGUGAAGCCUUUUUCAUCUUUUCACAACCGCAAAAACCACUAGCGGCUGAGGCUCCAAAGAGAUCAAGAUGUGGACUGCGCCAGUGUUGUUUUGGAUUUUCGGGAGUGCGUGGUUCUGGCACUUUGCUCAGGGAGGGGCUGUAGGCUGGCUAGAAGAUGAUAUUGUGACCCCAGGUACAGGAGAUGGCAUGGUGAUCCCAGGUCUAGAUGACGGAACAUCAAUCACAGGUGCUACUGGAGGACUGAAUGAACCCACUGGCAAGGCACCUCUGGUACCAACCGAGAGAGAGAGUAGAACAAAUCUUCCCAUUGAGGAAUUCUCAACCCCAGCAAUCCCAGACGAUGAUGACAAAGAGCAUAUGACCACAACCACUGUCAAAAUGGUGACUAGCCACUCUGCGGAUAAGGAAACAAGUCACCCCAACAGAGAUAACACAGCUGACGAAACACAGACAACAGAUAAGAAAGAGGGCUUGGCAGUCGUGACCCUGGUUGGAAUCAUAGUUGGUGUCCUGUUAGCCAUCGGCUUCGUUGGAGGGAUCAUCGUUGUGGUUAUGAGGAAAAUUUCUGGGAGGUUCUCGCCCUAAAGAGCUGAGCAGAUCCGGCUGUUCUCCCAACACACCAGAAAAUAAGAGAGCUUCCAGCUUCCCCCGUUCCCCGUCCUCCACUUGUGGAGGAAGAUGACCCAUGGAAUGGCCACCCCACCCACAGCCAUGGCGACUCCUCCACUCUCAGAAGUACCAAAAGAAAGACAGAUGAGAAGCCAUGGCCCCUUGAAGCAUAUGCCUUUGGAAAACAGACGUUUUUAAUAUAAAUUUUAUAAUCGAUGAUUCAAAAGACAGCAUGUAUAGAUAACUGAGAGAAACUACAUAAACUGGCUUGUAACCAAGACGGCAUCACCAACUGGCUUUAGCAAGUGUAACCAUAGCUUCAUCCUGGUUAUUCCCUGCUACUGGUAAGAGGCAGAGGGAUCUGGAAAUGUUUAUUGAAUCUGUGGAGUCCUUGGCUCCAAUGUUACGUCAAAGAAAUACGGGCUUUUUUGCAGUUGCUAACCUGUUGAUAUGUACACAUUCCAUCCUAGUGGGGUCUGUGUUUAAGUGUGUUUGAGUCAUUGAGUUGCAAGUGUAAACUUAAAAUUCAGGCAUGAUGAACAGCUCCUUAAGGGAGUCUGGUUGGACCAUUUCAGAAGCAUCCAUUGUGGCUUCACUCCUAGGAGGAUACUUUGCUGUUUACAAUUCUCUAAACCAUCUCUACGCCACAAUGACUUGAUGGCUCAGAGGUCUGUCCCCUCCGCUUCUCUUGGGUGAUGGAAAGCCCAUAUUAAGGACCCAUGUCCUUACCUCCCUAGACUCAAACCUUAGGAUGACCUGCUUCUUUCUGGACUGUGGAUGUCUUAAUGCAGAUGUUGAAAAAGCUAUUGGAUGUCUUAGGAUGCCAUAGGUUUCACAGCUGUAGAACCAAGAGCAGAACUCGGUCCUGCUAUGGAUUAAGUAGACUCCUGUGUAUGUUUUGGUAUAGGAAACAAAGUGACCAGUAUCUAACAUCUGCUUUCUGCCUCCGAGGAAAGACAGGGAGAGCAAAAAUAAUCUCGUAUAAUCUUAGUUGCUUCUAUGUGGCUGGAUGUAAAGGUCUGAUUUUAAAAUAACAGGUACUUCCAGUCUUCAUGACAUACCACAUCUUUCCAUUGGUUCAAUCGAAAAGAUCAAAAUAAUGAGACCCAGGGUCGCCCUGCAUCUGCCAUCCAGCUCAGCCCUUCUUUUCUAGUGGAUGUAUAGAGUUCUCCUACAUGGUAUUUAACACUGGCCUGGCCAGAUAGUCUGUUAAAACUGUGAUUAUAUAGUCCUUACAUCCUCUAGCCUAGGAAGAGUUGACAGGAUGGGGAGAAAAGUAAACCAAUGUGCCUGUGUGUUGACCCAACCCGGCUGGCCCAGCAGGCUGCUCUCAUCAGCUGGCUAUGAGAAGCAGAUCACAGGAGUCCUGUGAGUGAAUCGUCUUCCUUCUCCUCAUUCAGAUUCCAAACUGGAACUAGAAGCAAUGCCCAUUUCUUCUUUCUCUCCUCUUUCCCUUCCCACCUCCAUCCCACCACCCUCACUGUGAAAAAUAACAGUCCAACCCCAGCUGUGCAUCAGAGUCAGUGCCUGCUGGGACAAGGCUGUGCUGUCUUGGUCACCUGUGUUGGUACCCAAUACAGUGUAGACAUCUUUUCAAAUAAAACAUGAUU
Onychomys torridus (southern grasshopper mouse) is the source of this 2397-nucleotide messenger RNA. It is a transcript of the gene Pdpn, whose product is annotated as podoplanin. Gene Ontology annotation, cellular component: lamellipodium; filopodium; apical plasma membrane. Lineage: Eukaryota; Metazoa; Chordata; Mammalia; Rodentia; Cricetidae. Gene Ontology annotation, biological process: regulation of myofibroblast contraction; Rho protein signal transduction; positive regulation of cell migration. The transcript has 6 exons. Bases 245 to 763 code for a protein of 172 amino acids. Gene Ontology annotation, molecular function: protein-folding chaperone binding; signaling receptor binding; chemokine binding. The record is from RefSeq and is a predicted model, not a curated record.